UUCUUUAAGGAAGAUAUAUUAUUUAGAAUAUUAAAUAUACCGGGAAAGUAAUUAUAUGUGUGUGGGCGGGUACCCAUGGGGCGGGUUUACCUAAACCCAAACCCAACCCGACCCGAUGAAUAGUGUAGCGGGUUUAAACCCGAACCCGGCCCAAAACCAGUCAACACGAGUUUUACCCGUGUUGACCGGGUUGGGUCGAGUGGGUACCCGUGGGUUCGGGUUUUGUUGCCAUCCAUAGCCCCACGCUGACCCGGCCCGACAUGAACCGGCCUUCUGACUACCUUCGUCUUCCUUCAAACUUCAACGCGAUCACACGAGAAUAACCCACUGCCUCCAGUUUCCACGCCCGCAAGAGACUGAAGUGAUCGCCGGCUCCAACAAUGGCUUCUCGAUGCUUGUUCUUCAUCGCGCUAUUCAUCACGCUGGUUGUCUUCUCUUCUUCACAGGUAACUGCUGCCCAUGAACCGGUUGACCGUAGAAUCCAGCUCUCAUUAUCGCCAUUUGCAUCGGGUCUCGAAGCUCUGCAGAAUCAAAUUGGUUACUCUUUCCAGAAGGUUGGGCUGCUGCGCCUGGCGAUGACCCACUCUUCCUACUCCCUAGAGAACAACAAUGCGUUGAGUAUAUUGGGUGCCAAUGUCAUCGACACGGCUGUUGCUGUCCAGUCACUCAGAGGCGACAUUGAUAUAUCUUCGAAAACUCUCAGUGAUCGGAUUGCUAAAGUCUCAAACGUCGACAAUUCGUGUGCUGUUGAUGGGAAGCGCUUGGGGAUUCACAAAGUGAUUAGGGUUUCGUCAAAGACGGAUUCAUCAACUCCUUCGGUGGUUUGUGGUGCUUUCCGGGCGAUAUUUGCUGCUAUUGCUUUGGAUUCGGGGAAGGUGGAUGAAGCUGGAAAGGUGUUUCUGAAAGUUCAUGGUGGUGGUGGUGGUGAUGUUGGAAGAGCUGCCUUGUAAGUUGACAGCCUUGAUCCUUGCUAGGAGUUUGCUUCAAGUGGGUGUAAGUAGGCGAGUUCCAAUCUAACGGUAUUCAAGAGCUUGAUUAGUUUCUCGAACUGUGGCUAUCCUUGCUUUGGUUGCAUAAAUUGGGCGCUGCUAAUAUAGUUUCUGCUUGAGA
Molecule: messenger RNA, 1110 nt
Organism: Linum trigynum
Lineage: Eukaryota; Viridiplantae; Streptophyta; Magnoliopsida; Malpighiales; Linaceae
Source: the annotation of a GenBank genome assembly